AUGUCACCUCCCUUUUCCUCUACGCGCACAAAAGUGCAGCUGAAAUUGGUGGUGCAGAGGCUGAAGAUGCUUCAAGAGAAGAAGACGUCGAUGAGCAAAAAGGAUAGGAGGGACGUGGCCAGUUUGGUUGAAAGGGGGAAAGUGGAGACGGCGAGGAUCAAGACGGAAGGUGUGAUCGCAGAGGAUAUUCAUGUGGAAUUGCUGGAAGUGCUGGAACUGUACUGCGAGAUGCUCAUCGCUCGUCUGGCCCUCUUGGACUUGCCCGGUCGAGAGCCGGAUGCGGGACUGUUAGAGCCUCUUUGUGCGCUCAUACACGCCGCACCGCGCACCGAGCUCAAAGAGCUGCACGUGCUAAGGGAGAUGCUCAUGGCUCGCUACACUCGAGAAUUCGCCAUUCGAGCAACGGAAGAUCAGGAAGAGUGCGUGCCUAGGCGCAUCACCGAUAGGUUGAGGGUUCAGACGCCCGAUGAGGCGUAUGUCGAUGCCUACAUCGCAGAAGUCUGCAAAGCCUACUCCAUCCCCUUCACCUCCGCCCAUGCGCAAGUCCAACCAUCCAUCGACGUUCCCUCUCCCCCACCUCCCCUCGAAGCGCAGCUCUCCACAACCAGAUCCGGCAGCAACACCAAAUCCGAUGCGGCUGUGGCCACGUCGCUGGGUACGAGCGGCGCGAUGACGAGCGGUGCGCAGCCUCCUGGAGGCUUGGUGGACAAGCCUGAUCUGCACGGUACGACGACCACGACGUCUCGACAAGAGCAACAAGGCAAUGGCAAUGCUGCUGCUCCUGCUGCUCCUGGUGCCGUGUCGGGAAUCGCCGCUCAGGAGAGCAAAGGCAAAGCUGUGGACCCCGUCGACGAGCUGGAAAAGAGGUUUGCGGCUCUAAAGAGGCGAACGUAAAACAGGGGGGCCCCCACUGGUCCUCAAAAGAUGCGGGCGCGCGCGGUGGGGGAAGAGAGAGAGAGAGAGAGAGAGAGAG
This is a messenger RNA of Ceraceosorus guamensis, 973 nucleotides long. Its product is annotated as DUF292-domain-containing protein. The record is from RefSeq and is a predicted model, not a curated record. The coding region runs from base 1 to 894 and encodes 297 amino acids. The transcript has 5 exons. NCBI's taxonomy places the organism in Eukaryota, Fungi, Basidiomycota, Exobasidiomycetes, Ceraceosorales, Ceraceosoraceae. Gene Ontology annotation, biological process: protein transport.